This is a messenger RNA of Carassius gibelio (silver crucian carp), 1713 nucleotides long. RefSeq names its product probable serine/threonine-protein kinase MARK-A. Gene Ontology annotation, biological process: negative regulation of apoptotic process; regulation of mitotic cell cycle; protein autophosphorylation. Gene Ontology annotation, molecular function: ATP binding; protein serine/threonine kinase activity. Gene Ontology annotation, cellular component: cytoplasm. NCBI's taxonomy places the organism in Eukaryota, Metazoa, Chordata, Actinopteri, Cypriniformes, Cyprinidae. The coding region runs from base 1 to 1713 and encodes 570 amino acids. The transcript has 8 exons. The record is from RefSeq and is a predicted model, not a curated record.
AUGUCCAAGACAUCUGUGUUUCUCGCGGAGUGCGGUGAAGUUAAGAGAGAAGCUAAGGAUAGGCUGGAGAUGAUCAGCCUUACCUCACACGUAAUGUCCGAUUCACAUAGCAUCAAAGACGUGGCUUACAAAAAAUCUGUUGAGACAAUAACAGGAGAUUCAGGGCAAGUUAGCUCAGAUAAUCAAGUUGGCAUGAAGGCUUGUCCUACAGGCAGUGUGGAGAACAGCCCAACAGGUUACUAUUCAUUUUUCUUUAUUUUAGAAAAACCUUCAAAAGGGAAGAAGGGGAAAGAAGUCUGUGGUGUCUUCCGGAGGGUAUGGAAGGCUGUAAAGCGCCCUUUCAAUUGCUGCAACCCAAACAGAGUGGUGUGUCUUACGCCACAGCUGGACAUAGACGGUUCAGAGCUAAUGCCCACCCCAAGUCCCCCAAGAAUCACACCAGUGGCAGACAACGAUCCUGCCGACCCUGAGCUGGUGUGUCUGCCAGGCCAGGUCUGUGAAGAUCUUGAGUUGUCAUGUGUGCCAGGUCCCUCCAGGGCUGAGCAAACAGUGGACGAAGAUCUGGCCGAUCCGGAGUCGCCUGUGGCAGAUCCGUCUAGUUCUGACCUGGGUGACGAAAAAACUAAAAAGGGGAGUAAAAAGAAUGUAGUCCAUGCAUUCUUCCGGAGAUGCCGUAAGGCUGUAAAGCACUUCUUCCUCUGCCGCGAGUCCAACUCUGUCCAAGUUCCAUCUGAGAUGAAGUCAGUAGAUGACCCCAUCCAUGUUGAGCCUGAGCCAUGCUGUCUGAUCAGUUCUGACCAGGUCAGCGCAGCUCUUCAUUCCUCCACGUCUGUGCAUGAAACCGACACCGAUCAAGCCUUAUCGAUGCAUGUGUCAGAUUCAUCAGAUUCAGAGAUCAGUCUGUAUUGUGGAUCUAGAGUGUCUCUCUUUCUGGUGGGAGAUAUGAUAGGAUAUGGAAGUUUUGGCAAGGUGUAUGAGGGAACCCACAUAUUUAACGAUAGAAUUAAGGUCGCCAUGAAGUACAUCCACAAGCACAAAACUGACCGCUAUCUUGACAUUGUUGGUCAUUCCAAACCUGUAAUUGCAGAAGUGGCAAUGUUGCUUAAGUUGGGAGAAGCUCCAUUAUGUCCCAACAUCAUCAAAUUAUACCACUGGAUUGAGAAUAAGAAGAGCUUUGUGCUCAUUAUGGAGUACCCGCAUCCAUGCAUUACCUUGCAUCAGUACAUCACAUAUUCAGACGACAUGAAUGAAGGAAAAGCAUGCUGGUUUAUCCGUCAGUUAGUCCAAGCUGUGAAACACUGCGUUAAACAUGGAGUCUUCCAUGGUGACAUCCACACGGGGAACAUGCUGGUGACUGACUACAGUUUGGAGCUCAAACUAAUUGACUUUGGUUGUGCUCAUCCAAUCAGCAGUGAGGGCCUUCUCAGCAGUCUAUAUCGAGGAGCACCACUCUUCACCCCACCUGAGGUCAUAAGGCAUACCAAAUUCGAUGCUGAGCCAGCGUAUGUCUGGGCAAUAGGUGUUGUGCUGUUUGAAAUCUUGCACGGGUAUUUGCCAUUUGGAAGCAAAGACGAAAUACUGCGUGACUAUGUUAAAGCGAAACCGACUUUAUCCUCAGCAUGCCAUGACCUGAUUUUCCAGUGUUUGAACCGCAAUCCAGCAAACAGGCUAAUGCUACAGAAUCUAGAAGAGCACAGGUGGUUUAAGAACUAG